AUGCAUAGACACAUAAUAAAAAGACAAAAAUUUCAAUUUUUGUCACAUUAUAAAGAUAAUACAAGUGUCCAUAUAUUAUUAGUAAUAAUAAUAGCAACUAUAAUUAGAAUAUUCUGUAUCAUAUAUACAGUUUUAUGGAGUAAAUUAAUAAGUAGUUAUAAGUUAAGCAAUAAUUUAUUAUGUGAAAAUGGGACAUUAUGGGAAUAUAUAAAGUGCUUCUCUUAUUGGGAUGGAGAAUAUUUCUUAAGAUUAUCAUUAAAUAAAAUCGAAUAUUCUUACGAACAAAAUCAUGCAUUUUUCCCUUCAUUACCAUUAAUUAUAAUAUUUACAAAAAAGUUAUUUAUGAAAUCAAUAUUAAAUACUGAUAAUUGUGCAAUAAAUGUUUUAAUAGCAGUAAUAAUAAAUAAUAUAUUUUUUGUUAUAGCAACCAUAGGAAUAUAUGUGUUUUCAUUAAUACACCUUAUGAAUAGAAAAAAUUAUGAAAAUAAACCUGCCUUAAUGAUAAAUGAACAAAGCUGUUUUUAUCUAAGUAAUAUAAAAGAUGAAAAGGAAUGUUAUAGUUUCAGUUUUUUUUUAUCUGUUUUAUAUUCAUUUACUAGUGGGAAUAUUCAUGUUAGCUCAUUUUAUAAUGAAAGUAUUUUUAGCUGUUUCUCUAUAUGGGGAUUUAAUUUUUUAAAAUUAUCAAGUACUAAUAAUAUGUGUCCCUUUUUUGAAAUAUUGGCUGUGUUAUCCUUUUUUAUUGCAUCUUCUUUUCGAUCAAAUGGUAUCUUAUUUUUAAUACCUCUUUUUUUCUAUAAUAUCAAUUCAUGCAAAUUUUGUCAAUAUUACAUAAAGAGUAAAACUGAGAAGAAGAAAAAUAUAAUUUUUUCUUAUUUUUCUUUUAAAAGGAAUAUUUUUUAUUUUAUAAUCCAUUGGUUAAAAGCUUUAAUUGAAGCAUUUAUUGUGAUUUUUCCUUUUUUAAUUUUUCAGAUUUAUUCAUAUCAUUUAUAUUGUGCACAACACAAUGAUUUAUGGAAAGAACAAAAUAAAACGUUUUAUUUAUUUUUAAUUAAUUUCAUUAAAAAUCCAUUUUCCUAUAUAAAUAUAUGGAAUAAUAAAAGUAUGUUAAUAAAUAGACCAUGGUGUAAUAAAAAUUUUCCUUUUAUUUAUAAUUAUAUACAACAUAAGUAUUGGGAUGUCAGUUUUUUAAAAAUUUUAAAGGCACCAAAUUUCAAUAUAAUAUACUCUGCACCUAUAUAUUAUAUAUCCUUUCACUGUGUAUUUAAUUUUUUUAAGUAUUAUAAUUUUAGCUUACAUGGAUUUUCUCUGUUGUUUAAUCAGUUUUUUGGAUGCAUAGUACACUUGUGUAUAUUUUCUUUUUAUAUAUUACUAUUUGCACAUAACGAGAUAAUAUUGAGAUUAAUUAUAAGUUCUCCAAUUUUUUUUUUACAUUAUGCUUAUUUGUUAAAAUAUUUUGAAAAUUGGAAUUACCUUUUAUUUAUAAAUUUAUUUUAUUUUUUUGUUGGACCUCCUUUAUUUGGAACUUAUAUUGCCUGGACAUAA
Messenger RNA from Plasmodium gallinaceum, 1542 nucleotides. Its product is annotated as GPI mannosyltransferase 2, putative. Bases 1 to 1542 code for a protein of 513 amino acids. Lineage: Eukaryota; Apicomplexa; Aconoidasida; Haemosporida; Plasmodiidae. The record is from RefSeq and is a predicted model, not a curated record. The transcript has 2 exons. Gene Ontology annotation, biological process: GPI anchor biosynthetic process. Gene Ontology annotation, cellular component: endoplasmic reticulum membrane; mannosyltransferase complex. Gene Ontology annotation, molecular function: GPI mannosyltransferase activity; alpha-1,6-mannosyltransferase activity.